AUGGAUAUUUCCGAUGAUAAAUUAACUGACGAUAGUUCAUUUAACGCAGAUGAAAUAAAAAAAAAAAAAUAUGUAGAAAUUUUCUACGAAAAUGAGUGUGAUAUUUAUUCUCCUUGCAUAGAUGUAGAGGGUGUAUUAUGUGUUAUUUCAGAUAAGGGUGAUAUACUUAGAUAUAAAUUAGUAUAUCCAAAAAGGGAUGAAAAAAGUAACAAUUUAUCUGCGGCAUCUUCAUCAGAAGAAAUAGGAGAUGAUGAAGAUGAACACGAUAAGGAAUAUUUUGAUUCCAUUGAUGAGGAGAAAACUGUAAUGAGCAUAAGAAAUGAAAAGAAGAAUACCAAAUAUAUACAGGAAGAAAAAUAUUUUAACACUGAUAUUAUGACAGAAUGUUUGUGUGCGGACAAUGAUUAUAAUUUCUAUAUAUUUGAUCCUAUAACAAGGGGACUGAUGGUUAUAGACAAGGACAAAAAAAUUGAGUUAUACACUGAUGAGUACGAGGAUCAAAGCUUCAAAGGAAUAAGCCACUUAUUUUACGAUAAGAAGGGGAAUAUCUUAUAUGUAGUAGAUUCAGGUAAUAUCAACGAAGAGAAUAAAUGCAAUUUAUAUUAUAUAAAUAAAGAUAUUGAAACAAUGAUAUCGAUAGAUGUACAAAAUAUUUCUUAUGUUAAAAAUAUCUGUAUAUAUCAAAAGGAUAGGGUAAAUGAUAUAUAUGUUUGUUUGACAAAAGAAAAUAGAAUCUUAAGGUUAAUAAAAAAGGGGAACUCUUACAUUAAAACCGACUUUUUGUAUUUGAAUGGAGCUUAUUCUCCUUUGUUUAUAUGCACAGAUAAUACUAACUUCAUCCUUUUGCUAAAAGAUUUAAGUGAUUAUGAAAAAAGGGGAAAAAUAAUAGAAAUAAAUUCCAAUGCAGAAGUUAUUAAUUCCUUCUAUAUAGCCGGAAAUCAGUUCAAUGGUAUUUGUUAUGACAACAACAUGAAGAAAUAUUUUAUAGUAGAAAAAAAUAUUAUUUAUACAUAUUAA
Messenger RNA from Plasmodium malariae, 1017 nucleotides. Its product is annotated as conserved Plasmodium protein, unknown function. The transcript has 3 exons. The record is from RefSeq and is a predicted model, not a curated record. Lineage: Eukaryota; Apicomplexa; Aconoidasida; Haemosporida; Plasmodiidae. The coding region runs from base 1 to 1017 and encodes 338 amino acids.